Molecule: messenger RNA, 918 nt
Organism: Drepanopeziza brunnea f. sp. 'multigermtubi' MB_m1
Lineage: Eukaryota; Fungi; Ascomycota; Leotiomycetes; Helotiales; Drepanopezizaceae
Cellular component (GO): kinetochore; Mis6-Sim4 complex
Source: RefSeq, a predicted model, not a curated record
AUGCUUCUCCCAACAGACGCCCCUAUCAUAGAAGAAGAUGAUACGGUCGGCGAGCGGCUCGACAACGAGAUAUCCUCACUUCGGGAACAAAUCCUUGCUCUCAAAGCCCAACGAAAACUCCAGGCAUCAACAAUUCUCUCCUCCCGCCACACCCGCGUAACCCUGACCCGCCUCCUCGCCUCCCAAAAGGCCCCCUCCUCUCAGUCCUCCAUCCCAGCAGACGCCGACCCCCUUCUCGCAGCCUCCACCGCGCAGCUGGCCCACAAACAAGAGAACCUGUAUCGGACAUGCGCAGGCAUCACCACCUUCCGCGUCCAGGAUCCCGAUCCAAACUCUGUCGACGGUGGCAAUGUGCUGGGCAUCAGGAUCGACGUGUCGAGCACAGGGAGAUUCAUACGCCCCUAUUACGUUAUGCUGAACAAACCCUGGAAGGGCUCUGCACUGCUCCGUGUGCAUCGACAUACCUUCCCCCCGGCAAUUCCGCUCGCGGCAUUAGCAGAGAAACAUCUACCUCACGGAAAGGGCAGCGUAGCCAUGUCUGCCCCAGACGGGGCGGGGAAGAAGCAGGAUCUUCGUCGUUUCGUUAGAGCCCUGCGAAGAGAGGUGAUGGGCUAUCAUAAUCGAGUGGCCGUAAUAAAGAGUCUGCGGCGGGAGUUCAAGCUUGAUGAGAAGGUCUCGAAGAAGGGGAAGGGCAGGGAGAGGGUAAUUUCUGAUAUCAGCGCUGCUGACGCGGAGGCCAAGCAGGUGCGGAUUGAGUGGGCGGAUGGUAGGAUUGGACGCGCGGUGGUGGACGAGAAGGGGGAGAUGAGGAACUGUGUUGUUAUUGGAGAGGAUGGGCGGGAUAGGGAGACGGAGAGAAGAAUUUCGAGUGGUUCUAUGCAGGGUAUUGGAGAGAGAUUGAGGGAGAGUAUGUAUUGA